Molecule: messenger RNA, 1944 nt
Organism: Aureobasidium pullulans EXF-150
Lineage: Eukaryota; Fungi; Ascomycota; Dothideomycetes; Dothideales; Saccotheciaceae
Product: DDE-domain-containing protein
Exons: 1
Coding region: 1-1944 (647 amino acids)
Cellular component (GO): nucleus
Molecular function (GO): DNA binding
Source: RefSeq, a predicted model, not a curated record
AUGGCACCCACAAUCCCUCAACCAGCAGGAAAACCAGAAGACUAUGUGCGAAAACGCUUUCCCAUGACAAAUGGCCAACGCAAAGCUUUACGCGAUCGUGCUCGAUUGACGCCUCACGGUAGACAAAAGGACCUGUGCUCUUGGUUCCUUGAACGAUUUGGCCAUACACCAUCACAAGGAACUAUUUCGGAUAGUCUAUCAGCGAAAUACGAUUGGCUUGAUGACCCAAAUGUCAACAUCAACUAUGAUGCCGUCAAGUUGAGACCUUCGAGCUGGCCCGAUCUCGAAGAGGCUUUGAUCACAUGGUAUCGUCAAAAUGAAGGCACAAUGAACAUCAACUAUUCCGUGCUCGCUGAGCAGGCUGCUCGAUUGUGGCAUGAGAUGGAACAAUAUAGAGAUCAGAACCCUCCACAAUUCAGUAAUGGUUGGAUUGAUGGUUUCAAGCGACGUCACAAUCUCACCAGGCGUUCUCACAAGAAACAUCACGGCAUCGUACCCAGAGUACCAGCCGGAGUUCGUCUGCAACGCCUGGCAGAGGCCCGAUCUGGCCAAGAACCUGAGGACCCAAUCCAUGUCGAGGCCCAACCUAGUGACGGAGUUGGGGAUCAAUCCGAGGUUGACUAUAGUGUUUCUGAGCUUGAGCGUUCCAUCGCACAAUAUAAUAGUCAACAUACUCCAGCGCCUCAUCCCGCAGUCGCUGCAGCACGUCGUCUAUUCGAACAACCUCAAUCGCAACCCCAAACUCUGCCUCGACCUCAGGUUCGACCUCAAGCGCAGCCUCCGCUGCAAGCGGAGCCACGUCGUGCCCUACCACGUAUUUCCAGCGAUGAUGAGAUCGCGGAACAAGUGUCUAACGCGUGCCAGAUUGCCAGCCAAUUCAACCCGGCAGAUAUAUACAUCUGCGAUGAGACAAAGCUCUACUGGAAUCAAUCACCCGAUCGUCGUAUGCUGGCCUCAGAAACAGCUCAGAUGCUCAACAUGAUCUGCUGCAACGCCGAUGGAACUGACAAGCUCCCACUGUGGCUCAUCGGCACACAUCAGUCGCCUCGAGCAUUCGAUCUGGCUGGCAUCAACAUAAACGCCUUGAACUGCGUAUGGCGAGCGAACAACUCUGCUGAGCUGCAAUUUGUGAUUAUGCGCGAUUGGCUUCGGUGGUUUGACAAAAGGAUGGCAGGCCGACGAGUUCUGCUGUUCCUUGACGAUUUAAAUAUCCAUCAAGAUGUCAUCGAAAGCUUUCGCUCCACUCAGCAACCACUUCAAAACACCAUCGUAUAUCGCCUACCUUCCCCUCACCCCGAGAAGUUCCAGCCACCCGCCAAAGGCAUUAUUAGGACGUUCAAGGCACAUUAUCGCAAGAAGUGGCUGCGCCACAUGUGUGAUCAGAUUGCCAUGCGAAAAGCCCCACUAAACACAACCAACGUGUUACAUGCAGUCAGAUGGGCCAUCCAGGCAUGGCAAUCGACAUCUGCAAGCGCUAUUCAUACUUGCUGGGCACAUUCUACACUGAUUCCAUCUGAAGAUGAGAUCACACCAGAUCCAUUCGUAGAGUUCGUUAUACCAGGAACCCUAGAAGCCACGCUAGAGAUCCAGACCUUGCUUGAUCGUUUGCGCCAACAGACAGAUAUCCGUCUACACAAUACCAUCAACGAUUUCAUCGAUCCGCGAGAGGAAGACUACAAAGACAUUCCGAACGCCCCGCUAGUACCUGCGUUCGUGACUCGUGCUGACCAUGAACCUGGAGAAGAGGCAGAUGCACAGGCUAGAGUGACUGUGAAAGAGGCAUUGAAAGCGCUAGAGGUGCUAAGGAAGUUCGAGGAACAGGCUGCUGACGAGCAGGUAACGUUGAUUCAGAGGUUGGAUGAACACGAGGAGAGAUUGAGGCGGAAGGAAAGGGAGAUCGAAAGACAGGAGAACAUGAGUGCAUUAUUUAGCUUGCAUUCGUGA